Molecule: messenger RNA, 1559 nt
Organism: Varroa destructor (honeybee mite)
Lineage: Eukaryota; Metazoa; Arthropoda; Arachnida; Mesostigmata; Varroidae
Gene: Fen1
Product: Flap structure-specific endonuclease 1
Cellular component (GO): nucleus
Molecular function (GO): manganese ion binding; 5'-3' exonuclease activity; DNA binding
Source: RefSeq, a predicted model, not a curated record
UUGGCGCACAACACUCUUCUUUACUCAACUUGUUUUCAACCUUUUGGCACUAUCGGCUUCAUUUUAUAUAUAGUACAUGUCGAUAGGUGUGACCUAAUAUUUUGAACCUGCAUCAUACGACCCGGACCACAAUGGGAAUUUUAGGUUUAUCGAAGUUAAUUGCCGAUGUUGCGCCAGGUGCCAUUAAGGAGGGAGAGAUAAAGAACUUCUUUGGCCGCAAGAUUGCUUUGGAUGCAUCGAUGUGUCUUUACCAGUUCUUGAUUGCCGUUCGUCAAGAAAAUAACAUGCUCACCAAUGCUGAUGGCGAAACAACUUCGCAUCUCGUCGGAUUCUUCUACAGAACUAUACGCAUGAUCGAGAAUGGUAUUAAGCCGUUGUAUGUGUUCGAUGGCAAACCACCUGACCUGAAGAUCGGAGAACUGGAAAAACGCGCUGAGAGACGUGAAGAAGCUCAGAAAGAGUUAGAAAAAGCUACUGAAUUCGGAAAUCAGGAGGAUAUUAAUAAGUAUCAGAGAAGGCUUGUAAAGGUCACAAAGCAGCACAAUGAAGAUGCCAAACGUCUUCUUGAUCUCAUGGGUGUUCCUUUUCUUGAGGCGCCUUGUGAAGCCGAGGCUCAAUGUGCCGAGCUGGUGAAAAGUGGGAAAGUAUUUGCGGCCGCCACCGAGGAUAUGGAUUGUCUUACUUUUGGGGCACCUAUUGUACUUAGACAUAUGACAUUCAGCGAGGCCAGGAAAAUGCCAAUUAAGGAGUUCACUCUUUCAAAGAUACUAAGUGAGCUAGAAUUCACUCAAAGGGAGUUUAUUGAUCUCUGCAUUUUACUUGGAUGUGAUUACUGUGAAAGCAUCAAAGGUAUUGGACCUAAGAGAGCCAUUGAUCUCAUGCGUCAGCAUCGUUCAAUUGAAAAUAUUCUUCAGAAUCUUGAUACUAAGAAAUAUACCGUACCCGAAAAUUGGCAGUUUGAAAGGGCUAGAGAACUCUUUGAAAAACCCGAAGUUACCCCAGGCCAAGAGCUGGAGUUUAGGUGGAUGGAGCCUAACGAAGAUGGACUGGUAAAAUUCCUGUGUGAAGAAAACGGUUUUAACGAAGAAAGAAUUCGGAAUGGAGCGAAGAAAUUACAUAAGGGCAAAAAUAGCUCACAGCAAGGUCGACUGGAUUCGUUCUUUAAAGUUUUACCAUCUACGCCUGCCCCUAAACGGAAAUUUGACAUCAAAAAAGAGGCCGUGUCUUCGUCGAAAAGGAAAAAAACGGGAAAUGCACCGUACAAGAAAGCCAAGUAGACUGCAUCGCUUGAAAAUUAAUCUUGCAGGUAGUUUUGCUUCGGUACCUUAUUGGUAUAAAAUGUAAUGAAAUUUGAAAAUCCAUGAAAUCACUUUAAAGCUUAAGUGCAUGCAAAAUAUCUUUUCAAUCAAGACUGCUUAAGCCGUUACUCGUUAAAAGAAUCACCGUUGAAUGUAAACGCAGGUGGCUUUAAUUUCGUAGAUUUAUAGACACUUAUGGAAGAAAAACAUUGGCACAAUGCUUCAAGUGAGGUGCUCAUUUAGCUUGGUUGGAAGUCGAAA